AUGGCACGCAAGAACAAGAACAACAAUAGCAAGAAAAGUGGCAAGAGUGGAAAGAGCGGCAAAAAUAGGAGUUCGCAAAAGAUUAUCGAUGCAUACCAGAUUGCAGAGAGACAGGAACGCCGAAAUCAAGGAGGCGAUGAUAUAGAGGAAGAUGAAGGAAAUUUUGCCAACAGUCUUGCCUUUGAGGAAGGUAUUUUAGAUGCGCGAUCUUUGUUGAAAGAUGGUCAAGCUGACGAGGACUUGUUGGACGAAGAGAUUGACUCUGAUGAAGCAUUGGGUAGUGACGAUGACUACGAUGUUUUGGAUAGUAAAAUGUCACAAAGUAUUCGAGAUAAAGCCAAACGUAAGAGAUUAGGACAAUAUUCCGAUAGCGAAGACGAAGAGGACGACGAUGAUGAUGAUGAUGAAGGAUAUGCUAGUAUUGACGAGAGCCAGUUGGUUACAUUGUCUGAAGCGUGGGACAUGGACGACCGCGACCUUGCACUGGUACAGGGUAAAGGCCACAAAGAUAUAGUUUUGAAUGAUGACUGGGAAUCGGAGAGCUCAUCGAGCGAAGAAAGCUCAGAAGACGAAGGAGAAGAUGGGGUAGAAGAAGAUUGGGGCGAAACCUCAAAGGAUUUUGAUGCCGAAGGUGACGAUGACGACAAUGAUGAAAACUCUGAAGAAGAGAGCGAUGAUGAUGAUGAUGAUGAUGAUGAGGAAGAAGAAGAAGAAGAAGGAGACGAUUCCGACGAAGAAAAUGUAUUUUCCCACGACUCCGCUGAUGAUGAAGGUCUUGAUUUGGCUAAAACUACCAAGAGAUUACAGAAGGAGCUUGAAGCAGCAAAGCCAAAGGAGCGUAAAAGAUUUAUUGUUGAAAAACGCGAUGAAAAUGAAUUCAACGUACCGAGUGGUGGUCAGUCAUUAUCCAUUGCCGAGAUGAUGCAAGGUAUUCAAAAUGCAGAAAAUGAAGCUAUCUUGAUUGAUGCAGAUGCAAAAGCUGUCGCCACACCUCUACCAAAGCGUAUUCAGCAAAGAAAUGAUCGUGGUGCAGCGUACAAUUUGUCGAAGAAGGAAGUCAGCAAAUGGAGUGAUACAGUGCAGCAAAAUAGACAAGCCGAGUUGUUGAAGUUUCCAAUGCAGCAACCAGACACAUUUAACGAUAGUGCAAAUGCAUUUAGAAGCAACCCGAACAAAGAAAAAACGGAGACUGAGUUGGAAAAAAAUGUCAAUGAUAUUCUUGCCAAAUCGUCGUUGAUUGAUGACAAAAAGGAAGCAACAUUUGAGGAAAUUGCAGUGGCCAAAAUGUCUGCAGAAGAGCUUCGCGAGAGGACAAACCAAUUGAGAUUAAUGAGGGAGUUGAUGUUUAGAGAUGAGAGAAGGGCCAAACGAUUGAAAAAGAUCAAAUCUAAGCAAUACCACAAGAUUAAGAAGAAGGAAAGAUUGAGGAAUCAAGAACUUGUUGACGAGGCUGAAGAUGUUAGUGAUGACGAAGAUGCCGAGGACAAGGAUAUGAAACGAGCCGAAGAAAGAAUGAGUUUAAGACAUAAGACACAACUGAAGUGGGCACAGUCGAUGAUCAAAAGCGGGUUAUCUAAAGAUGCUUCUAAUCGUGAGGAGUUGGAGGAGAUGUUGAGACAAGGCGAAAGAUUGCGAGAAAAACAAUUGGGGUUGAGGAAUGGCGAAGAUGAUGUUUACGACGAUGAAGGAGUUAGCGACAUUGAAAGGGAUUAUGAACACGACGAUGCAGAUGGUGAUGAAGAUGAAAGACGAAGUAAACUUGGUAAAGGUGUUAUGGCAAUGGAAUUCAUGAAGAAUGCCGAGCAAAGAAGAAAAGAGGAGAAUUUGAAAACAAUAGAGCAAUUGAGAAGGUUGCAAAAUGGAGAAGAUGAUGGACUUGAUUUGUUUCAAGAUGAGAACGAUAAUGGUUCAGUUAACAUCACCAAAAACCAAGGAAGAAGAGUCUAUAAUCCUGUUGCCAUUGAUGAUAGUAACAUAAAUGAGGAAGUAUUGAAGGAGGUUGAGGACGAAAAAGUUACCGGUUUAGCCAAGAAGGUUAACAAAGCCAAUCAGGUAAAAAUUGUUGAGCCAACUUCUGCAUCCAACGACGAGUCAAAAUCAAAAGCAGAAAAAAAUGCACAAGCAGUCGACGACGAAGCCAAUCCUUGGCUUUCUAUUGGAUCUGAGUCCGGCGCAACAAAUCACGAACCUCAACAAAAGUCAAGCAAGGUUACCGUUGUUGAUGAAAACUCAUCCAAAUUUGCAAAGGCUGCUAUGAAGAUUGCCAAAAAACUGAGAAAACAAAGGAGAGGCGAAGGCGAAGAUUUGAUUGAUAUUAACGAAACACUUGCUGUGAAGGAUAUCCAUAACGAUGGAUCUGAUGUCUCUGAUUCGGAAGCAACUGGGGAAUCUUCAACUGCGCCAAAGAUGUUCAAGCAAAAGGAUCUCAUCAAAGAAGCUUUUGUUGGAGACGAUGUUGUUGCCGAAUUUGAAAAUGAAAAGAAGAGAAUGAUUGAAGACGAAGACGAUAAGGAGGAGGAUAUAACAUUGCCCGGUUGGGGUGACUGGGUAGGCGGUAAGUCGAAACCUAAUGCUAAUAAAAAACGCAAGUUUAUACGUAAAAUUGACGGAGUUGUGCAAAAAGACAAAAGAAAGGAUAAAAACUUGAAAAAUGUGAUUAUCAAUGAAAAAUUGAACAAGAAGAAUCUCAAAUAUCAAGCUAGGGAUGUGCCAUAUCCGUUUGAAACAAGAGAGCAAUACGAACGUUCGCUUCAGAUGCCGGUGGGACAAGAAUGGACAAGUAGAGCUACACACCAGAGAUUGACCAUGCCAAGAGUUGUCACCAAGCAAGGUAUGGUGAUUGACCCAUUGAAAGCGCCAUUCAAGUAG
Molecule: messenger RNA, 2868 nt
Organism: Lodderomyces elongisporus
Lineage: Eukaryota; Fungi; Ascomycota; Pichiomycetes; Serinales; Debaryomycetaceae
Exons: 1
Coding region: 1-2868 (955 amino acids)
Biological process (GO): rRNA processing
Cellular component (GO): small-subunit processome; nucleolus
Source: RefSeq, a predicted model, not a curated record